Messenger RNA from Leishmania major strain Friedlin, 1317 nucleotides. RefSeq lists its product as hypothetical. NCBI's taxonomy places the organism in Eukaryota, Euglenozoa, Kinetoplastea, Trypanosomatida, Trypanosomatidae. The coding region runs from base 1 to 1317 and encodes 438 amino acids. The record is from RefSeq and is a predicted model, not a curated record. The transcript has a single exon.
AUGGCGACGCCGCGCCAUGGCGACUUGGAUUCCAUAUGUAGUCUGUCGUCGUCAGAAAACAGUCCCCGUGGCGGCGGGCAGUCCAGCGAGCGUCUCAUCGACCUCCUCACCCGCCCAUGCGCGCAAGGUGGCUACGGCGGCCGCCUCAACUACACGGGAUUCGCCACCUUGGCCGCGUCUCUGGGCUGGAACCAGGAAGAUAUGGACGACUGCUGGUACGACAUCGUGAUGGGUGAGCCCUGCGCCGAGGCAGUCGACAUGAAGCGGGUCGCUGAGUGCGUGUGCAGCUACUGUCUUGCCUCUCCUCUUCCCAUUCUGGAGCACAGCACUCUUGCCAAAUCGAGUGCGGCGAAACCGGCAACACCCCCGCGGCUGCCGCACGCCUCCAGAGAGCGGAGCACAACAGUUCUGCUUUCUCCCCCAACGCCGCGGUUCCGCAGGGCCGAAUCCGUGGCGUCCACCUUGCCAAAGACAGGAGACAAGCAGCGCGUGACGACCGCCACAGCGUCACCAUCACAAGCUUGCGCGCACCGCCGGUGCACAGCGCCGAACGUCUUCCCUCGAUAUGCGGUGGAAACGGUGUCGAGCGAGCAAAAGAAGGCGUCGCUGUCGCCCGGACGCGGGUCUCACAGACCACAUAACAGACGAACUACAGCAAAGUCGUCACGACAAACGUCGCCAGCGCCGACGCUGUCGCAGACUUCCGGCCCUUCAGGUUGUAGCGUGUUCUCUCGCUUGUACGAAAAGGGGAUGGAGCAACACCGGAAGCGCAUAGCUGUAAAGCCGGUCGACAGCGACGCGGCGGAGUGCACCUUCCAGCCGCACAUCACCCCGUACACGCCGAAGGCAGCGGAUACGGCGAGUGUUCACUAUAAUAAGCCGACGGAGUCCUAUUUCGCGAAGCUGACGGCACCGGGCACGCCGCCAGACGCCAUCUGUGCCUCCCCGGAAACGCCACGGGUGACGUACCAUCCAGCCCCAGGACCGUCGUCCGACGUUCCGGCAGGCUACGUCGAGGGUGUGGCUCGCCUCCGCAGUUACAUCGCCUCUCGCUACGCGCACGCGACCUUUGCGAGCAGCCUGCGGGGGAGCUCUUCAGCCGACGUCGCACAUCUGGUGGAGGCACCGAUACUGCGGCUGCCUGUCACUGUCAGAGGGGUGACGGACGCUGUCGACGUUCGACUCGCCUCUCCGGACACGCGCGCCUCUCUUGGGCGAGAGUGUAGUGUGGGCCCACGGCGUCCCUGCUUCCGGCAGCGGUGUGAAGCUCGUCACGUAUCGUUUCCCUCGCCGUCAAGGGUGCGAUUUCAGUCGUAA